AGUUCUCAUUCUUCCAACACAGAGCACAUACAAUUAACACCCACCCACACAGCUGUUGUAGUUUUCCAUCAUCAUCAUUAUGAGUAUCACAACAUCAACAGCCGAGUCCAAACAUUUAAAAGCUGGACAACGGCUCAACAUUAUGAAGGAAAUUCUCGACACGGAAAAGAAUUACAUUGAAGAAUUGGAUAUUCUUGAAGAUUUCUAUGCAAAACCAUUGAGGGAGUUAAUUGGACAAAAACAAAAAUUCAUCACCAAAGAAUUGCACAGUAAAAUAUUUAAAGGAGAUUUGGUGAUUAUUAGAAAGACGAAUGGAGAGUUGUAUGGUGAAUUGAUUGAGAAUUUUGAAAUGGAAAGAGCAAACAAAGUUCCAAACAAAACAUUUGGACAAAUAUUUCUUCAAUAUGCACCUUUUAUCAAGGGAUAUACACGUUAUUUUAAUGAAUUUGAUAAUAUUAAUGCAACAUUGGAAGAUAUUCGAAAGAAUAAUAAACCUCUCCAACAAUGGAUGGAUGAUCAGAGAAGAGAAGCCAAAAACAAACCAUUGGGAGGAUUAUUAAUUACUCCAAUUCAAAGAGUACCAAGAUAUAAACUCCUACUUACAGAAUUAGUGAGAUAUACAUCACCUUACAAUAAGGAUUAUUCAAUGUUACAAAAUGCAUUAAAGGAAAUUUCAGAAGUUGCAACAGAGCUCAAUAAGAAAAUCACUGAAAAUCAAAAUAGAGGUCGUUUAUAUGCAAUUGGUGAUAUGAUAAAAGGAAGAGAAAGAUUAAUUGAAUUGGAACCAAACAAACAAAUUGUUAAACCUGGAAGAAUGUUUUAUCAGGAAGUUAAUUUAACAGGUGUCUAUAGCAAAAAGUUUAAUGUUAAUAUUAACAAUUGUACUUUAUUGAUUUUUAAUAACAUGUUUGUGUUGUGUAAGAAUAAUGAUUCAACCAGAACAACAAUGGCAGAUAUUGAUGGAAGAGUAACCUAUGAUUAUGAACAUUUGGAAUUUAUAUUUGAACCUAUUGUUUGUGAGGCACGUGUUAUUGAAAAAUCACCUGAUUUAUAUCCAUUCCCAUGGAUUAUUGAUAUUCCAAGUGAAGAAGAGAAUAGAAUUGAAGAGGAUGUUGCCACUACUGGAAGUAAACCAACAAGUUCAAGUGGACCACUUGUUGACUCGGAACCAAAGAGAACCAAACACAAUAUCAAUGAAUUGUACAUUUUCAAGAAACCACUCUUCCAAUUGGUUUCUCAAAAGGAUGUUUACACAUUACAAUUUAGUGGUGUUGAGGAAAAACUUGAUUGUUUGAAAGCAGUUCACGAUGCCAUUGAUGAACAAUACAAGGAUUGUAAAUUAAAGGACAAGGAAAAUAGAAGAUGUCCAUUUUUGAAUUACGAAAAGGAGAGAAUUCAAUUCUAUUCGGAGAAGAAGGUUAAUCCAUUCCCUAAGGAACAAGUUGAUGAAUCAGAUACAGUUGCUCAACUUUUCACAAAUUAUUCCUACAUGUUAGGAAAGGAUUUACCAAAAUCAAGCUCAAAGAAGAAACAAGAAGAAAUGGCAAAUAUUGUUAAUGAGAAAGUAUUGGAAGAGCUGAGACAGAAAUUCAAUUCCAAAUGUAUUGAAGAACAAGCUUUGGGUGCUUUCUAUGCUACGUAUGAUUGUUGUGAAGCUGAUGCAUCUCAAUUCCAAUUGAAUUUCCAUGUUGGUGACAUUUUCAUUUUAUGGCAAAAGGUAAAGAAGGGUAAGAAAUGGUUGCUGGUCCAGAAAACUGGUCUCAAUUUCAGUCCAGUUAGAAAAAUGCAACUUCUCGAUGAAUUAUUGCCAAAUAAUCUCAAAGAUAUGAAGAGUGUGAUGAGAAAACAAAAUCUUGCAAAGAAGAAGAAACCAAAAACACCAAAACAAGUAAUUGCCAUCACUGAUCAUUAUUGUAAAAUAGAAAAAGAAAUGGAAGCUGACAAAUUAUAUGAAGAAAUUGCUUUGGAAUUGAACUUUUUAUCACUUUUGUCUGAAACAAGCUUUGGAGUUUCCGCAAAGAAAUCAUCAGAAAGGGAUAAGAAUGAAUAUAAGAAUCAAAUCAGAAAAUCAGUUCAUCCAAGUUUAUUAGGAGCAAAGAAGGAUGAAUACAAGCAAAACCCAGAAACUGUAUUUUUCAAGAAUAUAUUCAAUGUGAGCGCAGAUAGAAAUCAGGUUGGUAUUGUCCCAACUAAGGUUCUAUCUGAGCUACCAAAUCAAACCUUCAAAACUCUCAUUACACUCAUGGAAAAGAGAGAUGCACUCGAAGAGAAGAAGAUUAGAAAUUUCACAGUUUCUAAAAAGGGUCCAACAACAACAACAAUUGGAGCAGGUAAUAGCACACCUUCCACUUUGAGUACAGGCAAUUCCAAUAGUAAGACCAAUUCUUCCAAUAAUACCCCAACUUCACCUUCUACCACUACUGAACAAGUUUCUCAAAGUGUUGAUAAUUUACAAACAGAAGGAAAGAGAAAUAGACUCUUCUCCAUAUUUACAAAGAAUAAAUAAUCAUCUCUAAUAGAUUGAUUUCAUAAAAACUCAAAUAAAACUUCAAUUUCUCAAUGCU
Messenger RNA from Naegleria gruberi, 2564 nucleotides. Its product is annotated as rhoGEF domain-containing protein. Gene Ontology annotation, molecular function: guanyl-nucleotide exchange factor activity. Gene Ontology annotation, biological process: intracellular signal transduction. Gene Ontology annotation, cellular component: cytoplasm. The record is from RefSeq and is a predicted model, not a curated record. NCBI's taxonomy places the organism in Eukaryota, Heterolobosea, Eutetramitea, Acrasida, Naegleriidae. Bases 80 to 2506 code for a protein of 808 amino acids. The transcript has 3 exons.